This is a messenger RNA of Rotaria socialis, 486 nucleotides long. NCBI's taxonomy places the organism in Eukaryota, Metazoa, Rotifera, Eurotatoria, Philodinida, Philodinidae. The record is from the annotation of a GenBank genome assembly.
AUGAAACAAGAUGCUCAUCGUCAUGUUCAGGCAUGUGUCCCUUGUCAACAAUAUAAUUAUUCGCGUCAAAAGAAACCUGGUCAUCUUCAACCCAUUCAUGCAGUAGCUACUCCGUUUUCUAUAAUUGGUAUGGAUUUUUGUAGCCUAUUCGUUGAAUCACCUCGUGAAAAUAAAUACGUUCUCGUUGUUACUGAUCUAUUUACAUAUUUUGUUACUGCUAUUCCGCUGUCUACCAACACUGCUGAAAUUACUGCAUUAACCUUAUUUCGUCACAUCUUCUGUCGAUUUAGCGUUUGUUUCACCUUAAUUACUGAUCAAGGAACUCAUUUUAAUAACCAUCUUAUGCGAGCACUCCAACAUCUCCUUGGUUAUAAUCACAUACUUAGUACUCCGUAUCACCUGCAAACGAACGGCGUUGUUGAACGUUUUAAUGCAUCGAUGGUGGUUCAAGUCUCAAAACUUCAAAAAAAACACCACAACAACUGA